Danio rerio (zebrafish) is the source of this 1994-nucleotide messenger RNA. NCBI's taxonomy places the organism in Eukaryota, Metazoa, Chordata, Actinopteri, Cypriniformes, Danionidae. The record is from RefSeq and is a predicted model, not a curated record.
AAGUGGAUGGAGUAUGAGUCGGAUCGCUGAUGAAUGCUAAACUUUGCCGUUUGCUGUAUAAUUAUUCUUCUGUUACGGGUGUUGUGCGUCUUUUCAAAAAGAAUGAGAGGCCUGGAGAAGAUGAUGAACUAGUGGAGUAAAAGUAAACUAGUAAAAGAAGAGGCAAGAUUUUUUCGCCUGCACUCAGUGUGGAAAGAGAUUGAUUUGGAAGCAAAGCAGCCGUAAAAUUCUCAUGAUGGUCCGCAUUGGAGAGAAACCAUUUACAUGUACCCAGUGUGGUAAGAGUUUCACACGAUCAUCAUCCCUUAAUAGACAUAUGAUGAUCCACACCGGAGAGAGACCAUUCACAUGUACCCAGUGUGGUAACAGUUUCAUACGAUUAUCAUCCCUUAAUGAACACAUGAUGAUCCACACUGGAGAGAGACCAUUCACAUGUACCCAGUGUGGUAACAGUUUCACACGAUUAUCAUCCCUUAAUGAACACAUGAUGAUCCACACUGGAGAGAGACCAUUGACAUGUACCCGGUGUAGUAAGAGUUUCAGACAAUCAUCAUCCCUCAAUAAUCAUAUGAUGAUCCAUACCAGAGAGAAACCAUUCACAUGUACCCAGUGUGAUAAGAGUUUCAAACGAUUAUUAUACCUUAAUGAACACAUGAAGAGCCACACUGGAGAGAGACCAUUCACAUGUACCCAGUGUGGUAAGAGUUUCACACGAUUAUCAUUCCUCAAUAGACAUAUGAUGAUCCACACUGCAGAGAGACUAUUCACAUGUACCCAGUGUGGUAAGAGUUUUACACAAUCAUCAUCUCUUAAUAAACACAUGUUGUUUCACACUGGAAAGAGAUCGUUCACAUGUACCCAGUGUGGUAAGAGUUUCAGACGAUUAUCAUUCCUCAAUAGACAUAUGUUAAUCCACACUGGAGAGAGACCAUUCACAUGUACUCAAUGUGGAAAGAGUUUUAAAAACUCCUCAUCACUAAAGCAACACAUGUUGAUCCACACUGGAGAGAAGCCACACAAAUGUGAUCAAUGCGGUAAAACAUUUGCAAGGGGUUCGAAUCUGAAAACCCAUCUAAGAGUUCAUACAAAGGAGAAACCGUAUUCAUGUUCUGUGUGUGGAAAGGGUUUUACAUGGCAGUCAAGUAUAAUAACCCAUCAGAAGAUCCACACUGGUGUGAGAGAGUAUUACUGCUUUGAGUGUGGGAAGACUUUUGUUACUGCUGAUCAGUUGGAACGGCACGAAAGGAAUCACACUGGAGAGAAACCCUACAAGUGUUCACACUGCGACAAGAGAUUCAAAGAUUCAGGACAGCUGAAAGUACAUGAGAUGAUUCACACUGGAGAGAAACCAUACACGUGUUCACACUGCGACAAGAGAUUCAUUCGAUUAGCAAGACUGAAAGUACAUAAGAGGAUUCACACUGGAGAGAAACCGUACAUGUGUUCACACUGCGAAAAGAGAUUCAGAGGUUCAGGACAGCUGAAAGUACAUGAGAUGAUUCACACUGGAGAGAAACCAUACAUGUGUUCACACUGCGAAAAGAGAUUCAUUCGAUUAGGAGAACUGAAAGCACAUGAGCUGACUCACACUGGAGAGAAACCCUAUAAGUGUUCACACUGCGACAAGACAUUCAAAGAUUCAGGACAGCUGAAAGUACAUGAGAGGAUUCACACUGGAGAGAAACCAUACAUGUGUUCACACUGCAACAAGAGAUUCAUUCGAUUAGGAGAACUGAAAGUACAUGAGAGGACUCACACAGCAAUUUGUUCAAAACUAUGUCCUUCAAAAUAGAGUAGGGUUUUAACCUCGGCAUCCUGGCCAAAUUUGCCCCUGUCCCCUGUCAAUCAUGGCCUCCUAACCAUCCCUAGGGCUCAACAUUAAGGGCCUACUCAUUCUAUGCCAUCCGUACCGUGUCCAGGCCUGUUUCCCGGAUCGUUUGAGAAGUGUGAGUGCGCUGAAUCGGGCUCAGGCAUGGUUCACUGGGCCGGCCCUG